AUGAUUGUCUCUCAGGUGGUUGUUCUACCGACUUGCGCGAUCUGUCAUGAUGAGGACGAAGGUGUCUUGAACGCAAUCGUGGUCACCAGGUGCGGACAUAUAUUCCAUUCGCAUUGUCUCGAGGAAUGGUAUCGACACGAACGCGCCAUACACCCUGGAAACAGAUGUCCGUAUUGCAAUACCACUUUACCCCCUCAGUCGCCCUACCCAUUCGGAACUAGCAACACUCUCCGUCUCCAUCAGCUUACACAACAGCGAGUUAGUAUUCUUUCCGAGGAAGACCCCUGCCCCGAAGAGCAGCUCAGGAACUUGCAACUUCAAAUCAAUUCAACCAAGCUCGACUUGAACAAAGAGUCUGCCAAGGUUCUCGAUCAGGAAAGAGGGAACGCCGAGCUCGUCGCGGAGAAUACAGUACUCGAAGCAACCAUCAAGCGUUUGAGAGAAGAAUUGCAAUCGUACAACAAUAAGACCGAUGAACAUGCCACGCUAAUCCAGAAGGAGCAGGAAACACACAAAGAGGAGUGCGCAGCAUACUUGAAGGAAGAAGAGCGGUUGCGAAUCAUAGCCGGUGGUUUGGCAGAGGGCCAGGAAAGAGUCAAGGGUGAAAAAGCGAACUUGCACGCACUUUUGGAGCGCAAGGAGAGGGACAGGCUGAGACUUUCAGGCCUCGCAGCUUCCCAAAGUGGGACGAUCAGGAUCUUGGAGGCUCAGGCGGUUAGUUUGAAUCGGGAGAAGCAUGAGCUUUACCAGAUGAUCGACAUCACGAGAGAGAGCCAGAAGAAGUCGUCAGGGGGGAAAUCGAUCGAGUCCGACCGGUCACACCAUCUGAUGAACGUGAUGAUGGCCCUGAGCGGACGAUUCUCGAAACUGGAGAGCGAGUGCUCAAGUCUAAAACAGAUGCUGGAAACCAGAGAAGAUGCAAAUGAUCAGCUCGAGACGACCGCGGAUGAUUCGGUGAAGGAUUAUCCAGGUUCUGAUGAAGCUAUCAAUACAUCGCUCAAGAACCCGUUAGAAGCAGCUAGCCUCCCGAUCCUUCAAACCUCCUCCGAGUCUAACACCGAUCGCGCCAAAGGGAAGCAGAAAAUGGUCGAAGGAUUCGUACCGAAAAUGAGCGCGCUCGAGGUUUCUCAAGACGAAGUUAACGAGAAUAUGGACCCGAGAUUAUUUGCAUAA
Molecule: messenger RNA, 1173 nt
Organism: Puccinia triticina
Lineage: Eukaryota; Fungi; Basidiomycota; Pucciniomycetes; Pucciniales; Pucciniaceae
Exons: 3
Coding region: 1-1173 (390 amino acids)
Source: RefSeq, a predicted model, not a curated record